Molecule: messenger RNA, 1380 nt
Organism: Ylistrum balloti
Lineage: Eukaryota; Metazoa; Mollusca; Bivalvia; Pectinida; Pectinidae
Product: solute carrier family 52, riboflavin transporter, member 3-B-like
Exons: 2
Coding region: 1-1380 (459 amino acids)
Biological process (GO): riboflavin transport
Cellular component (GO): plasma membrane
Molecular function (GO): riboflavin transmembrane transporter activity
Source: RefSeq, a predicted model, not a curated record
AUGAUCCGAGAGAGAUGGUGUCGGUAUGGAGAAAUCAACAUCUUGCUGUAUAUAACAGUUAUUAUAUUUGGAAUUGGUUCAUGGGUAGCGGUCAACGGUUUACUGAUAGAGCUACCUGUGAUAGUUCCACACCUGCCCGAGGGCUGGACACUGCCCUCCUACCUAAUCAUGAUAAUACAACCGGCGAAUAUCGGACCCAUUGUCGUCACGCUGGCGUACGUCCGUACCAAGGACACUCUAAACGAGAAGGUUGUUAUAUACAUUAUUCUCACCAUUGGAACACUCGCGUGUCUGCUGCUGUCGCUCUUCUGGAAGAACACCUCAUUCGUGGCUGGCGAGGAACGCAGCACGGCUCUGUUGACAUUACAUUUCUUCCUGUCUAUUGUAGACUGCACAUCAUCCGUGCUUUUCUUGCCGUUCAUGUCGUUGUUCAAAGUUGAGUAUAUGACUGGCUAUUUUAUAGGAGAAGGGAUGAGUGGGCUGAUCCCGAGCUUGGUCGCCCUGGGACAAGGUGUAGGUAAGAUAUCAUGUGAAAAUGUCUCUGUUUUAGACACAUCUACAAAUCUUUCCUCGUUUGAAAUCCAAACUGUCUACAAAGAUCCCUAUUUCCCGGUAGAGCACUUCUUUUUAUUCCUGUGUGCGAUGAUGGUAUUAUGUGGAACGGCAUUUUCUUUAUUGAAUUACUUACCGUAUUUUAAAAAGGAACACGUCACAUUGAAUAAUUCGGAUGAGCGGAGCAGAAAAUGCAACAAAGGAAACUUGGAACUGCAGAACCAGCAAAAAGUCAAUAACUACGAAACCGUGGAAUCGCUUCUACAUGACAAAGAAAGCUUUGUAAAGUUGAAGGUGUCGUCAGCGCAGGGUUCGCUGAGUACCAAAACAUUCGUGUACUUGUUGUGUCUGGUAGUGUGGAUCAAUGCCCUCACAAAUGGCGUCCUCCCGUCCCUUCAGACCUACUCGUGUCUCCCGUAUGGCUACGAUGCCUACCAUUUGGCAAUGACACUUGCUAACAUUGCCAAUCCUUCGGCGUGUAUUGUGGCUUUAAUACUUCCGGUUCCUACCAGCCUCGUUAUCAGCUUACUUACCUUAGUUGGAACAUGUUUGUCGAUCUUCAUAGUGACCACUGCUGUCCAAAGUCCGUUUCCUGUUAUGUAUGACGACCCGGCAGGACCGUAUAUUGUUGUAACGACGUGGAUUUUGAUGACUUUCCUUAUGGUGUUCUCCAAGGUCUCCCUGGCAACGCUCUUUAGGAAACAAGGGAAAAGAGCCCUUCUUUGGUGUGGAGCUAUGACACAGGUUGGCUCAUUGUCGGGCGGUAUCAUCACAUACCUGUUAGUCAACGUGGCUAAAACCUUCCACAGCGCGGCUGCCUGCUCAUAA